Messenger RNA from Sebastes umbrosus (honeycomb rockfish), 10494 nucleotides. It is a transcript of the gene col7a1, whose product is annotated as collagen, type VII, alpha 1. Gene Ontology annotation, molecular function: protein binding; serine-type endopeptidase inhibitor activity. Lineage: Eukaryota; Metazoa; Chordata; Actinopteri; Perciformes; Sebastidae. Gene Ontology annotation, cellular component: collagen type IX trimer. The coding region runs from base 333 to 9590 and encodes 3085 amino acids. The record is from RefSeq and is a predicted model, not a curated record. The transcript is spliced from 119 exons.
AGUCUGGACUGUUCUGCUGCUGCUGCUGCUGCUUGUGUUCAGCUCAGAGAAGAGAGGCAGCCUCAGGAAGCAGAAAACAGUGUUUUACAGUCUCCUGCAGGGAUGCAAGGACAGGAGUGCAGCUAUUGAGCUAUACAGUGGAUGAUCGUGGAUUUGCCUUGUGCUUUUGUUUUUUUGUUUGAAGCUGUGGCACUGGGCCACCAGUGACUGGGAAUACUACUGUCACUAUACACGGAGAGCUAUUGGCUGGAUAUGCCACAGGUGGAAAGGUGAGAAGAAGAGGCAGGCUGUUGGCCCCGGUGCAACGAGCACAUAUCCCCCAGGUUGUGAAGAUGUGGAGCUGGUUUAUCACUGUGACUGUCCUGCUGUCCUCCAUGAAACGGGCUGAAGCUCAGGGCAGGUGUAAUAAUGUGCAAGCAGCAGAUAUUGUUUUCCUGGUUGAUGGGUCUUCCAGUAUUGGCCGAGCUAACUUCCUGCAGGUGAAGGGCUUCAUGGCUGGAAUAGUCAAGCCAUUUGCCAGCUCUGUCAGCGAGACAGGGAUACGGUUUGGGGCCAUACAGUACAGCGACACUUCCAGAGUUGAGUUUACAUUUACUACCUACCUGGUUGGCACUGAGCUGGUCAACGCUGUAGAGAAUCUGAACUAUAAGGGUGGAAACACACGCACUGGUGCUGGUCUCAAGUUUGUCGCAGAUAACUUCUUCAACCCUACGUCCAGUCGGGAUGUCCCAAAGAUCACUAUCCUGAUCACAGAUGGGAAGUCGCAAGACAGCGUGGGGGAACCAGCACAGAAGCUGCGCAGUCAAGGAGUGCAUGUUUUCGCCGUCGGUAUAAAGAGUGCAGACAUGGAUGAAUUGGCUCAGAUCUCCUCCCAACCCAGCAGUGAUUUCACCUCCUUUGUUGGGGACUUCAAACUGCUUAACACACUUCUUCCUCUUGUGAGCCCCCAAGUGUGCCUCAAAGCAGGAGGAGUCUAUGCCAGUGAUGAGGCAUUUUCCGGUCCGUCCAACAUUCAGUUCACAGGCCAGACUACUGAUACUCUCCGGUUUCGCUGGAGUGCAGCAGGUGGGCCUUUGACUGGCUAUGUGGUCCAGUAUGUGCCACUCUCUGGCCUGGGCCAGCCUAUCACAGCAGAACUGCGUCAGGAUACUGUCUCUGCCAGUCAGAGGACGUAUACCGCACGAGAGCUGAGGUCAGGAACCGACUACCUGGUGACUAUCAUCAGCCAAUACCCCAACAGUGUGGGGGAGUCUGUUGCUGCCAAGCAACGAACCAGGUCUUUGCCGGGGGUCACCAGUAUGCGCCUGAUCCAGGCCGGCUUCUUCUCUCUCUCUGUGGGCUGGGAUAAGCCUUCGUCUCCUGUGCAGGGCUACAGACUCACCUAUGGACCAAGAGGUCAGCCAGAUGCUCAGCUGUUGGAGCAGUCUCUGUCUGCAGACUCCACAUCUGUCACCUUGGAGACACUUCAGCCCGACACGGAGUACGUCGUCAGCCUCUACCCCCUUUUCCCCCGAAACUCUGCAUCCCCGUCCAUCCUCAACGCCCGCACAUUGCGCCUUGAGGCGGUGCAGCAGCUAUCAGUGGAGACGGAGUCAGAGGGCAGUGUUCGUGUGCGGUGGGGGAGCGUCAGUGGUGCGCGGUCCUACCGUCUGGUCUGGGGACCAUUUACAGGUCGAAAUGUGGAGUCUGUGGAGGUUGCUGGUGGCAGCGACGGUCACACUUUGUCCAGACUGCAGCCCGACACCGAGUACAUCGUCACCAUCAUCCCGCUGUAUGAGGGCAACAUAGAGGGCCCUGUAGCAACAGCCAGUUUCAAGAUAGAGCGUCAGGAGCAGCAGGUGCUCAGAGCAGCAACCACCGGCCCCUCCUCUAUUCGCCUCACCUGGAGAAUCAUUCAGUCAUCUCAAGGGUACCGCCUGGAAUGGAGGGAGGGAGAAGGAGGUCGUGUCCAGAGCCUGACCUUUCCUAGAACCACCACCAGCUAUGAGAUAACAGGCCUUCAGCCCAACACAGAAUAUCUCAUCACCAUGUUCACCCUGUACGAAGGUCGCGAGGAGGCCACACCUGUCUCCACCACAUCCAGAGAGGAGCAGCCAGUGGGGAGAGUGUCCAACCUGAGAGUUGUGGAGUCUCUGGGCAGUACUGUCAGACUCGGCUGGACGGGUGUAGCCGGGGCCACACAGUACCGCAUCAUUAUCCUGAACACAGAAGGGGGAUCAGAGGAAAUCCGGCUUAUCCCUGGAAACCAGACGACCCUUGACCUCAGAGAUCUGAUAGUGGGAGUGUCUUAUGGUGUCAGUGUCACGGCGCUGGUGGGAGAAAAUGAAGGAGACCCGGUUACUGUCUACAUCAAACCAGAGCAAGUUGCUGGCAAAGUGACAAACCUCAGAGUGACACACGCAAACAGUCGAAGAAUUCGAAUUGCGUGGGCGGUUGCUCCUGGGGCAACAGGUUACAGGGUUACUUGGAGACAAGGCAACAGUGCAGAGCAGUCCCGUAUUGUGGGGGCGGAGGUCACAGCCUUCACCAUAGACGGCCUAACACCAGAUGAGGCGCUGGUAAUCGGUGUUGCAUCUAUGCUUGAUCAGCGCGUUGGAGAGGUGGUCACACUGUCUAGUCGGACUAAUCCCCACGGUGGAUCAGUGUCUGGCCUUCGCAUCGUUGACGUCACAUCUCAGAGAAUACGCAUUGCAUGGUCGCGUUCCACUAGGGCGACAGGCUAUAAGAUCACUUGGCGCCGUGAUGAUGGAGUUGAAGCAACUCGUAACGUGGCCGCAGACGUCUCUUCCUACACCAUUGAUGGACUACAGUCUGAUUCAGCCUACAGUGUAUUAGUUUCUUCACUUACUGGCUCUCGAGAGGGAAGUCCAUCCACCCUCAGUAUCAAAACAGAGUCAGAUCAGUCUGUGGUUGGGACGGUGACAUCACUGCAGGUCCAGGAGGCCAGAGGAGAGGUUGUCCGAGUCACUUGGGUUGGUGUGCAGGGAGCAACGGCUUAUCGUGUGUCUUGGAGGAGACUGGACGGUGGUGAGGAGAGCAGUCAGCUGCUGGGGGGAGAUGUGACAGCGGUGGAUUUAGACCGGUUGGACCCCGGAGUCCAGUACGAGGUGCGGGUCAUGGCUUUGGUUCGAAACAGAGAGGGAACCCCAGUGACUGUCAGAGUCACCACACCUGGUACCCCCUCUCCCCCCGUACGUACCACAACUCUGCAAGUGGCGGAGGUUACUCAGAAUUCAGUGCGGCUUGGCUGGACUCCACUACCGGGAGCCACAGGAUAUAUUCUGCGCUGGAGAGACGAGACAGAUACUGGUCUAGGCUUGUCAGUUUCGCUCCCCGCUUCGUCUAGCUCUUACCAGGUGACUGGGCUGCGUUUGGGCCGUCGCUAUCGCUUCACCGUGCAGCCCUCCUUUGAAACUGGAUUUGGAACUGAGAGCUCUGUUGAUGAACGCACUGUGUGUGUGGGCGGCCGUCUGGAUGUGGUGUUUCUGGUGCCGGCAUCUACCGAUCGCAUUAGCCUCGCAAGACCUCUGCGCGAACUCCUCACAAGUGCAGCAGGGUCGCUCAAUACUAUCGGAGACCGUGACUCUCAGGUGGGAGUUGUAGUCUACGGUUACAGACCCAAAUUAUGGUUCCGGCUUAAUCGCCACGGCAGGUCUGACACACUUCUUCAAGAGAUCCAGUCCACACCGUUUGAUGAAAGCCCCGGGAAUAACAUUGGUGAGGCGGUGACAUACACCAGGCAGUACCUUCUGACCCCCUCAGCCGGACGAAGACCGAGGGUCCCUGGUACUGUCGUCAUCAUCGCUGACAAAAAAUCAGUUGACAACCUGACUCUGGCAGCCAGCGGUCUCAGAGCUACAGGUGUGACAGUGUUAGCAGUGGGUAUAGACCAGGCGAAUACCGAGGAGCUACGUCGGUCAGUGACGGACGGCAGCACCCAGAACAUCCUGUAUGCCCGUGAUGCAGCACAGUUGGACACCGUACAUACUGAGCUGGCAGACUUGCUCUGUGGCAUUGCCAGGAUACCAGAGCCCGGUCCGGGUCCAGAACAGUGUAACGUUCAGUGCCCUCAGGGUGAGAAGGGAAUACGUGGAGAGACGGGUGGGAGAGGCAGAGAUGGUACAGAUGGACGGAAGGGAGAUCCUGGUCGUGAUGGUCUGCCUGGGAGGGAAGGGCCCAGAGGAGCUGAUGGACGCCCAGGUCAACCAGGCCAAACUACCACUAUUGACCCCUCAGGGGGGGUGAAAGGAGAGAAGGGGGAGAGAGGUUUUCCUGGCAUUGAUGGAAGUCCAGGGUUGCCAGGACGACCAGGUUCCUCUGGAAAUGCUGGGGUCCCGGGUUCACAGGGCAUUCCUGGUGUCAGAGGAGAUCCAGGUGGACCAGGUGUGUCAGGGCCUCAAGGGCCAACAGGCAGUAAAGGUGAAAGGGGUGAACCAGGCUCGGCUAUAGGAGGGGGUCUUCCAGGGAGAAAAGGAGAGUCAGGCAUACCGGGAAUACCGGGUACUCCUGGACGGCCAGGCAGCGAUGGGAGCAAAGGUAGUAUUGGACUUCCGGGGACACCUGGUCAGGAUGGUCGCCCAGGUAUACAAGCAACACCAGGAAUUUCCAUCAAGGGAGACAAGGGCAGCUCAGGAGAUCGGGGACCUCCAGGAGUCGGCAGCGGGGUGGCCGUGAAGGGCGACAAGGGCUCCCCAGGUGUUCCAGGUCUUCCAGGGCCUCUGAGUCCUAGAGGGACAGAAGGACCACAGGGCAGCAAAGGAGAAAAGGGCGAUAGUGGUGAUGGGGCUCUUGGACCUCCAGGCAGGCAAGGAGAGCCUGGAGACAGGGGUCCCCGUGGGCCUCCAGGAGAAAUUGGUGGCAAGGGUGACCGAGGGCAGCCAGGUGAGCCUGGAUCCCAGGGAGACAGGGGGGAGAGAGGACCGGCUGGUGAAACCGGGGACAGAGGGGACCCAGGGAAGCCAGGCCUCGCAGGAACAGCAGGAUUGAGAGGUUUACCGGGGCCCAGCGGAGUGCCGGGAGAAAAGGGAAUCGACGGUGCACGCGGGGAGCCCGGCAGAAGUACUCCAGGUUUUCCUGGGAAGAAAGGGGAACAGGGAGACCGAGGCCUGCCUGGUCCCGAGGCGGCGAGGGGAGAUAAAGGAGACACGGGACAGAGAGGAGAGAAGGGGUCUCCAGGGUCAGGAGCGGCAGCUGUCGGACCUAAAGGAGAGCCGGGAGAGAGAGGACAGGCUGGUAUCAGUGGAAGGCCGGGUGGCAAGGGAGAUCCAGGUGAACCGGGAGAGAGAGCGGAGAAUGGACGGCCAGGAACCCCUGGAAAGCCUGGUCCUGCUGGGAAAGAGGGAGACAGAGGAGAGAAGGGUGACGAAGGCACACCUGGGGAGUCUGGACUUCCAGGGAAGACAGGAGAAAGAGGACUGAGGGGACUGGCUGGUCAGCCAGGUCGAUUAGGGGAGAAAGGAGACAUCGGAGACCCAGGAGAGAGCGGACGAAAUGGCAGCCCUGGACCCGCGGGACCGAGAGGAGAGAAUGGAGAACUGGGACCUCAAGGACCUCCAGGACCACCAGGAAAAGUGGCUGACAUCCAAGGCCAGCUGAGAGGAGAGCGAGGAGAGAAGGGCGAUGCUGGCGACCCAGGAGAGCACGGCGGCAAAGGUCUGAAAGGCGAAGCGGGGAUUCCCGGAGCAGCAGGCCUACGAGGUCCCGAGGGACAACGGGGACCUGCUGGCACGAGAGGUGACUCAGGGGAAAGAGGAGCGCCUGGAGAGAAGGGAGAAAGAGGAACCUCCGGGUUAGAUGGACGUCCUGGUCUGGAUGGUAAACCAGGUGCUGCUGGACCACCUGGUUCGAGGGGUGAUCCUGGGAAACUGGGGGAUCCUGGGAGAGAUGGUUUAGCAGGAAAUAGAGGGGAACAGGGUCCACCAGGACCUGUUGGGCCUACAGGCACUGCAGGGACACCUGGUAAAGCAGGAGAAGAUGGCAAACCUGGUUCUGCUGGCAAAAUGGGUGAGGACGGUGUGCCAGGUGAAGAUGGGAGGAAGGGAGACAAAGGAGAAUCAGGAGCAGCUGGAAGAGAUGGCCGGGACGGGCAGAAAGGAGACCGGGGCCUUGCUGGGCCUGCCGGACCCUCUGGCCCUUCAGGGCCCGCUGGAGCAUCUGGCAGCAUUGGUCCUCCAGGACAGGUGGUGUAUGCUAAAGGAGCAGCUACCCCAGGCCCCCAGGGGCCUCCAGGAACCCCUGGCAUACCUGGGAUCCCUGGAGCUGUGGGAGCCAGAGGGGAUAGAGGUCAAUCUGGCCUCAAAGGUGAUAUUGGAGACCCAGGAGAGGACGGGAUGCCAGGCAAACCUGGGACAGCAGUGGAUGUACAGAAGGCUCUGGCCGUCCUUGGCAUUCCGGCGUCUGAGUUGAAGGUGCUUAUGGACACGAAGGAAUCACCACGGGCCCCUACAGUGCAGAAGGCAGCGAAAGGUGAAAAAGGAGACGGUGGUGAACCCGGACCGAGAGGACUAUCUGGUGCAGAUGGUUCCCGUGGUGUUCAUGGAGAGAGAGGAACAAAAGGGGAUCAAGGGGAGCGAGGACCCGUGGGAGCAACCGGGCCUACAGGUAGAGCCAUUGGAGAGCGAGGGCCAGAGGGACCCCCAGGGUCCGCUGGAGAGUCAGGUAAACCAGGAAUACCGGGAGUUCCUGGGCGAGCUGGGGAACUGGGGGAGUCUGGCAGACCUGGAGACAAGGGGGAGAGAGGAGAGAGAGGUGAAAAAGGAGAAUCUGGUAAAACCGGGCCAACAGGAAUGUCCGGCUCACCAGGUCAAAAGGGAGCAUCUGCUGACUCAGUACUGAUUGGUACGCCUGGGGCCAGAGGCCCUCCAGGAGUUUUAGGACCGAAGGGAGAACCUGGUGCUGCAGGAUCACCGGGACCUCAAGGAGAACGGGGUCUUGUGGGAUCUCGUGGCGAUAAAGGAGACAGAGGACAGUCUGGAGACAAAGGACGUGAUGGCUCGCAGGGAAUACAAGGAGAUCCAGGAAAGCCAGGUCAGGAUGGGAAACCGGGCCUAACAGGGCCCGCUGGUCUUCGAGGUCAACCAGGAAACCCAGGAGAGCCUGGCGUAAGGGGGCCGACUGGCCCCAUGGGUCCCAACGGACUUCCAGGUCCACUAGGUGUGAAGGGUAAUCAAGGAGAGCCAGGUGUUGGCGUCCAGGGUCCUCCCGGUGCCCAAGGGAGCACAGGUCUGCCAGGACCAUCAGGUCCCCCCGGAGCUGUAGGUCCACAGGGCCCUCCAGGACUGUCAGGACAGGUGGGUGAAGCAGGUAAACCUGGAGUCCCUGGAAGAGAUGGGGUGCCUGGCAAAGAAGGAAUACCUGGAUUACCAGGAAAGCUGGGCAUUGCUGGACCUCCAGGCCAGUCCGGCUUAAAGGGGGAGCAGGGAGACAGCGGCCCUCCGGGGAAGGCUGUGGCCGGACCCCCUGGAACCAAAGGAGAGAGGGGUCUUAAUGGUCAAACACUGCCAGGUACCGUUGGAGAGAGAGGCUUACCUGGAGAAAAGGGUAACAGGGGAGACAAAGGUGCUGCUGCCAACAAAGGAGAGAGAGGAGUGGAUGGUGAACCAGGAGAGCCUGGAGAAGAUGGCGCACAGGGAUCUUCUGGCCCAAAAGGAGAUAAGGGAGAGAAGGGCAUCGGAAUGGGGGGUCUUCCUGGUCGGGUCGGGCCUCAAGGUUUAAAGGGCGAUCAAGGCCUUCCUGGUCCAGCUGGUCCUCCGGGGCUGCAGGGGAAGUCAGGUGUUACUGGGCCGCCAGGCCUGAGAGGAGAAAUUGGACAACUAGGAUCUCCUGGACCACAAGGGGAGAGGGGUCUCCAGGGCUUUGCAGGCCGUGCAGGAAAUGUCGGACCCCCUGGUCCUGCUGGACCUCCUGGACAGGCAGGCUCUCCUGGUACCAAUGGGGUCAAAGGGGACAAGGGGGAGGUUGGCAUCGGCGUCCCCGGUCCCAGAGGAGAGAGAGGAGAUUCAGGGCUCAGAGGGGAGGAGGGCCGUGCUGGCUUGGAUGGAGAGAGAGGGACAACGGGUCCCGCUGGGAUUCGCGGUGCUCGAGGAGAGAAGGGAGACAUCGGGCUGCAAGGUGACAAAGGAGAGAAGGGCGACACUGUGCUGGUGGGAGGACCUGCUGGAGAAAGGGGCACCAAAGGUGAAACGGGUGACAGGGGACCCAAAGGUGUGCAGGGAGACAAAGGGGUGAAGGGUCAAGAGGGCCCUCUUGGGGAGCAGGGUCUGAGGGGAGAGCCGGGAGAAAGAGGGUCCACAGGAUUCCCGGGUGCCCGUGGCCCCGGUGGACAGAAGGGAGAAGCCGGCCACGCUGGAGUACCUGGUGAAUCGGGUUUAUCAGGAAAAGACGGGCUGAUGGGGCUGAGGGGGGAGAAGGGAGAGCUCGGUGUCCUAGGAAUGAGAGGAGUCAAGGGUGACCGAGGACCCAAGGGGGCUUGUGGAGGCGAUGGACCCAAAGGAGACAAGGGGGAUGCUGGUAUUCAUGGACGAUCAGGCCUACCAGGAAGAAAAGGUGAACAGGGCGAUCUCGGAGCUUCUGGGGCCCCAGGGACCCCUGGAAAAGAAGGACUGGUCGGUCCCAAGGGUGACCGUGGUUUUGACGGGCUUGCAGGACCCAAAGGAGCUCAGGGAGAGAAAGGUGAAAGGGGUCCGUCUGGUGUACCUGGUCCUCCUGGCCCCAGAGGAGUGGAUGGGGUCCCAGGCCUGACUGGCACUCAGGGAACAGCUGGUGCUAAAGGCCCAGAGGGGCUCCAGGGACAGAAGGGAGAGAGAGGUCCAAUCGGUCCCUCCAUGGUGGGUCCACGCGGUAUCCCAGGGAUCCCAGGGGAGCGAGGAGAGGCGGGAGAGCUGGGACCAGAUGGAGCCAAGGGAGACAGAGGAGAGCCAGGCAUGACGGAGUAUGAGGUCAGAGAGUACGUUCGCUCAGAGAUGAGUCAGCACUGUGCGUGUGGAGGUUCAGGCCCGGUAAAUCGCUCCCAGCCCCCGGUCAGGGCUCGGCCUGCACCAGAGCAACAGCUGGUCCUGAAGGGUCAGGAGGGCCGUGAGCUGCGUGUGGUGGUGAACACCAACGACCCGGACUACGAGCACAUCUACUCCAUCGAGACCUACGACGACCCUGCUUCAGAGCUGCUCUACUUCAAUCCCUCUGCCAACCAGAGUGACGGUGAUGUUGUCAAGGAUGAACCUGACAAACAGACUGAAACAGUCAAAGUUGAACCAAAGAAAUCAGCCACAGUUGAUGUUAAGAAAACAGCAAGAGUUGGUGCUCAGAAAGCAGCCAAAGUUACACCUCUGAAAGCAGUCAAGUCCAAAUCAGUCAGGUCCAAGAGGAGAGUCACAGGGGAAGCUCCAGCAGACCUGUGCCUGCUGCCCAUGGAGGAGGGGAGCUGUGGACGAUACACUAUGCGCUGGUACUUUAACAAUCAGGUUCAGGCCUGCAGGCCCUUCAUCUACAGCGGCUGUGAAGGAAACGACAACCGCUUCCUCCACCUGGAGGAGUGCGAGGAGCUCUGCCUUGGGGAGGCCGAAGGUCCUCAUCCCUUGAAGACAGCACGAUGAUUGAGGACAAAUCCUCCUCAGCCACUGGAAUGUUAGCCUUUUAUAUAAAGCUUUUAUAGAUCAUUAUUUUUGUUCAAAUGUCAAUGGUCAAGAUUUGUUUUUGUUUAUUUAUUGUUUCUAUAAACCCAACCAAACUUUACCCCAGGUUGAGGGGGGGAUACCACUUGCUUUAUGUUCUCCAAACCAUGCAAGCAAAAAGACAAAAUAGUGUUUAUUAGAUUAAAAACUACUUUUCUUUUUGUGCAGUAGUACAUCUGCACACUGAAGAAGAGUGUCUUUGCUUUCAUCCUGAUUUUCUCAGUUUGCCACAGUAUUGUUGUAAAGUACCUUUAGUAUCCAUUGUGUUGCACACAGAUAAUAAGACUUAUGUCUGCAUAAAGAACGGAAGUGGAAAAACCUGACUCACCUUACAGUAUAAUGCAAUAUCCUUAAGUAUAUACCAAUAUGGUGAAGUUCAUGGUGCUUCUUUAACUCAAUGGUAAUUUUUGAGGCUGUAGUUUGUAGUAUUGUUCAGUGAUUAUGUGUGUUUACAUGGAGACGGUCACUCCACUUAUUAUCAGAACAAGAAAACAAUGGUUAAAUCUGUCACAAUAGGUGCAUAUUUUGAAAAUGAAAAUAUUCUUUCCACACUUUUCACACUUCCUCCGAGUACAUCUUUAUUACAAAUCCACACUAGUAAACCGAGCACUUGACGCAGGUUCAUUUUAUUUUGUGGUCAUUAAAUUUUGCCAUUGAUUGGAUUGAUUACAUUAAAGGGUACUUUCAGUAUUUCUCACCCAGGACCCUAUUUUCCCAUGUUUUUGUCUCUAACUGACUAAUAGGGACAACAAUCUCUGAAAUUGGUCCAGUAUUGAGGGAGAGCGCUGUAGACAGCAGCUGCUCACAAGCUGCAAUAUGGUGCUAU